This is a messenger RNA of Cydia splendana, 1649 nucleotides long. RefSeq names its product vacuolar protein sorting-associated protein VTA1 homolog (gene Vta1). Gene Ontology annotation, cellular component: multivesicular body. NCBI's taxonomy places the organism in Eukaryota, Metazoa, Arthropoda, Insecta, Lepidoptera, Tortricidae. Bases 16 to 1026 code for a protein of 336 amino acids. The record is from RefSeq and is a predicted model, not a curated record. The transcript has 4 exons. Gene Ontology annotation, biological process: late endosome to vacuole transport via multivesicular body sorting pathway.
GUCUAAAGUGUCAAGAUGGCAAAUAUUCCGGAAUGUCCGCCCAGUCUGAAAUCCAUCCAGCACUAUUUGAAGGUAGCUACGGAACAUGAGGCAAGGGAUCCAGUGAUUGCCUAUUGGUGCAGGCUACAUGCCUUACAAGUUGGUCUUAAGGCAACAACAAAGAAAACACCAGAAGAGACUAAGGUUUUAAUGGCACUAAUGGACUGGUUAGAAGAAGCCAAGAAGAGCAUGAAAGACAAUGAAGCCAUCAGCAAUGAGGUGGCGGGUCAGGCCCAUCUCGAGAAUUAUGCUUUAAGACUGUUUCUGUUUGCUGAUAAGGCAGACAGAGAACAAAAUUAUGGAAAAAACAUGGUGAAAGCAUUUUACACAGCUGGCAUGAUCUAUGACGUGCUGACAACAUUUGGAGACCUGACUGAUGAAGCCGCUCAGAACAGGAAGUAUGCUAAAUGGAAGGCAGCCUACAUCCACAAUUGCUUGAAGAAUGGAGAAGCGCCUGUCCCAGGUCCAAUGCAAGACGGAGAACAAAACGAUGAUUCAGAAGUGCCGAACCCCGCACCCGCCUCAGAACCCGCGCCAGCAGCGACCGGCUUCCCUCAGGUGCCUGGUUUCUCGCAGGUGCCCGGCCUCCCGCAGGUGCCCGGCUUCUCGCAGGUGCCCGGCCUCCCGCAGGCCCCUGGUGCCUCGCCCGCGCCCGCCACGCCACCCAGCAGCUUCGGCAGCACGCUGCCCGACCCCGCGCUUGCCAUGCGCGCGGCCUCGCAGCUGCCCAACGUACCCUACACGCCCGACCCCAACCCGGGCGGGUUCGUGCCCUACGACCCCGAGCAGCAGCCCGCCCCCGCCGCGCCCGCCUCCCUGUACGGAGACAACACGAGCGCCGCCCAGCUCACGCCGGACCAGAUAGCUAAAGCCCAGAAAUACUGCAAGUGGGCGAGCAGCGCUCUCAACUACGAGGACAUGAAGACGGCCAUCACUAAUCUCAAAAAUGCCUUGGAACUGUUGCAGACUGGAAGAGACCCGGCUUGAAGUUUUGUAACAUUUUUUUAUUUGCAGCACACUGUUAUGGAAUCGAGGCAAUACAGGUAAUAUAUACAUUAUGUUUAUCUGUUGAAAUCAAUUAUCAAACCUUGGUAAUAAGAGAAUCUUAAAGUCCAGGCUGAUUUGUGAUAUUCUUGAUCCAAUUUUCUACUGACUGCAGACCUUUAUGUAAUGAGAAUGAGCGUAGUCAUGUAUUUUGUACACGUCUAAUGAGACGAUAAGAUAAUACUACUAAUUGGCUUAGGCGCAUGUCGCCUUAAAUUCGCAUGAUGAUUAUAUUAUAUAUAUAAAUGUAUAUUAUUGAUUUGAAAUAUACUGAAAACAGUUUUAUAGAUACAGUACUCACAUUAAAUACUUAUUUUAGGGUUAAGCCUUAACAAGUAUUAUCCCUUAUCCCAUAUGGUUGUACUAAAGAUCAGCUUUAAUCAUUUUCGAGUUUUAUUUAAACCAAAAGUAAAUUUUACCGGUAGAAAUGAAACCAAAUAAUUCUCUUUCCAUUUAUUCAAACAAUCACACUUCAAACACGACGCACAUCACACAAAUAAAUAAUACAAUUAUCUAAUUUUAUCAAAAUUGCAAUGAUUAUUAAAUAGUAUGUCAUCUCCAGUCAA